AGAAGGUGCGGAAAGGGAAGGACGGGAUGUGCAAUGAGAGCAGCACAAAGGCAGGCGGUGCACAGGGAGGGAAACUUGUGAUAUGUCACUGGGAGCAUGCCGUCCUGCAUCGUAAAUGGAUGUAACAGCUCAUGGAAGAUCAAAGAUCCUGACUUAGUUCUACAUUCUUUUCCAAGGGAUAUAGAUAUAAUUAAAAGAUGGCUGUUAGAGACACCGCAGGAGUUUGAAGACAUAGAUGCCUUGUCUCAAAAGAUUUUCCUUAGUGCAAAAGGAGCCUUUCGUAUCUGCUCAAAACACUUCAGUUUUGAGUGCUACGAAGUCAGAGGAACAACUCGAUGUUUAAAGAAAAAUGCAAUACCUACUAUAUUUCCAUCCGAAUUGUGCAUCAAUAAAACUUUGAAAUCUAAAAGUGUCAAAAAAGAUGAAAGGCCAAUGUGCAGCUUUGCAGGCAUUGAUAAUUUUGAUCAUUUAUAUGCUCGAUCACCGACUCUUUUAUGUUCUAGUACAAUAUCUGUGUCCAUUGCUUCUCCUUCUGAUGUGAUAGAUGUUGAUUCUGAACAAAGCUUAUCAGAAGAAACUGCAGUGACGGUUAUAGAAUUACCAAUACAUCAGUCUUCUAGAGAACAUCGUAGCAGAGGAUUCAUAAGAAAAGGUACCGGCCGCACAAGUCAUACACGAUCCAUUGGUACUAUGACAGAUUAUUUCCCAGGCCAAGUUCAUAAGUCCACACAAACUGAUCCAGUUUUUGGCACAAAAAACAAGAAAGUAAUGGCCAAUAUUUCCAAGUCGACUAAAUCGCUUGGCAUUCAAUGUCAUGUGUUAGAAGAAGCAAUACGUGGCACACUCAUAAGCAGUAGGACCUCUGAAAGCAACCUCAACCAAGAGUCCCCAAAUGUUAAUUCAUCAAAAAACCCACAGGUAUGGAUUGCACCCAUACCUUCAAAAUCCAGGAGAGUUAUUUGCAGGCAGUUGGAAAGACAACAUCCUAUAUUUUAUAUGAUAUAGACGCUGUUUUCUUAAUGUCAAAGUGAACCGUUUGAGGACCACUAUUUUCAGCCUGUAUUAGAAGCCAUCUGUCAAGAUUUUCAUGCAGAUGGCCACAGGCUAACCAUGGAGGACUAUAGCAAAUGUCAGAGAAGUUCAGUUUGUAAGCUAGAUAAAAAGCAUGAGCUGAAAAGAGUCACACCUGUUAUGUAGACCUCCUCCCUAGCAUAGUAUUGGUUUGUGUGUUGAUUGUUGUAGUCCAGGAUUUGACCAAUGUAACUUGAAUGCACACUAGCUCACAUUUGCAUCAUCUUUUUUAUUCAUUGUGGUCUUUUCUUUUCAUGAACACGUUAGAAAGUGUUAUUUGUGUUUUGCUUAUUACUUUCUUUGUGGGUUUACUAUGGAGCAAAAUAUUGACCCGUGACUAGGGAAAGAUUUCUAAUAAACACAUUUCCAUUUUAGCAAGAGUCUAAUCACAUGACUCAACUCCAUAUUUUCAGGACAUGCCAACACAAUGUAUAUUUAAAGUAACCAAUUUUACAUCAGUGUCUCCAGGAUUAUCAAAAUAAUUCAAUAGAAGGAUGGCAUUUAUGGGAUAUUAGAAAAUAUUUAGGGUCAAGGUUUGUUGUGUUUGACAUUAUGCUAUUCUUUCAAAGGACAUUCACAUACAGGACUUUUCUGUAGGGUAAGGACAUGUUCACUAUUUCAACCAUGUUUUCUUUAAUGAAAUGCAUCUUAAAGAGUUUUUCCAUAUGAUAAAAUGAUGGC
Bufo bufo (common toad) is the source of this 1752-nucleotide messenger RNA. RefSeq lists its product as uncharacterized. The coding region runs from base 97 to 1005 and encodes 302 amino acids. The transcript has 2 exons. The record is from RefSeq and is a predicted model, not a curated record. Gene Ontology annotation, molecular function: sequence-specific DNA binding. NCBI's taxonomy places the organism in Eukaryota, Metazoa, Chordata, Amphibia, Anura, Bufonidae.